Molecule: messenger RNA, 303 nt
Organism: Notodromas monacha
Lineage: Eukaryota; Metazoa; Arthropoda; Ostracoda; Podocopida; Cyprididae
Source: the annotation of a GenBank genome assembly
AUGAAUCGGACUAAAACGGGUCGGAUUGGUAGAAAGCGAGACUUGUCACGCCUGGACGAGUUGUUAUCAACGCGUGCUUAUCUGAAAACUGAUUCAGAGCAGAGAUCUCUGCGCAGAGACGUUAAGUGGUCAAUUGACUAUCCGCAUCCGCGCAGCAAGAUGAGCCGGGCUGAUAGAGACGCGACAGCUGCUGCUCGCAGCGCCGCCGCAAAUUCCUCCAACACAAACGGCAAUGCCUCGGCCAACACUAGCCCGCCGACACAACUGUUUUGUUCUUGCUCUUUGCUUAUUGAGCUCCUUUAA